Messenger RNA from Mya arenaria, 1901 nucleotides. RefSeq lists its product as uncharacterized. The record is from RefSeq and is a predicted model, not a curated record. The coding region runs from base 81 to 1721 and encodes 546 amino acids. The transcript has 8 exons. NCBI's taxonomy places the organism in Eukaryota, Metazoa, Mollusca, Bivalvia, Myida, Myidae.
UCCACUUUCGUUUUAAGUUAAAAAAAAUGAUUGUCUAUUAAUCAGUUUUAAGGGAGAGUUGGAAUAACGUUCAAACCACGAUGUCAGACCGGUACUAUCGCUUGGUGACUCUGCUCAUUGACAUCAGUCUCCCAGCUCUAAGGGAUCUGUUCGAGCAUUUCGCUCAGAAUGAUCCGAAUAUUACAUUCACCACACUAGAGGGAUACAUGAACCGCCGUAGGAAAGCAGUCGAUGCAUUACUCAGAUCAAGAGUACUUUGUAAAGAUCAAUUUAAUAAUGUAUUUCCAACAUCAGUAAAGUUUGACGAAACAAAAUGGGACAUCUCCUUAUUGUCAUCACUUCUCCUAAGCAUGUUCAGACAAACAACAACUCCUGUGAAAAAUGAAAUACAGCUGAUAAGAGAUAUGCGAAAUAAAUUAGCACACAGGUCUGACACAAACAUGAUGGAAACAGAAUACAACACAAUGUGGGCAGAUGCUGUUGGCUUGACCGUGAAAGUUAUAACUCAUUUCAAGGGUCCUCUUGUCAUACAGAAAGUGGUAAAGGAUAUCACAAGUCUCGAAACUCGCACACUAGACCCUUCAAAAACACUUGAAAUCAUAAACACUUGGUAUCUGAGUGUCGUCUUAGAGAAUGCUGCAGAAAUGAAGCAGAAAUUAGAGGAAGUUGGAAUAAAUACCUCAUUUACUUCUAAUGUAUUACAGAAAGCUACAGUCAAAAGGAAAAGCAGAUCUGGUAAACCGUCGAAAAGGAUGAAAAGUUUGAGUACAUGCUUAGAAGGAUUUAAAGGUGAUUUCAAAAGAGCUAUGUCGCGGUGUAUGAAAGGAGAUUUUAGUCCGCCCGAACAAGUUGUAACAAUUCGACAAAAGCUAGAAGAUGAUCACCUUGCUAUUGUGAUCGGAUAUGGAGGGAGCGCUUAUCUUUCAACUGUGUUGCAUGCAAUCAAAGAAACUGAGUAUGAACCAAAUCGAUGUGCAUUGCUAACAGACCCUUCCGACUGGAUUCAUGUCGACCCGGAUGAUUUGCAGCUAAUUGUUUUCAAAGAUCCAUUUGGAAGCGUUGUAUUUGAUCAAAACAAAGCUACAGCUAUGUUCAACAAACUAGAGGAUAUACAAAACUCAUGUGAGGACUCUAAGCUGGAUCUUAUUAUUGCUUCUAAAGGAGAAAUCCUAAACGAGGCAAUGCGAGUGUUAGAGCAAACACCCGAUGUCUUUGAUGACAAGAUAGUAGUUUACAAAGGAACUAGUGCACCAACGCCCUCAUGUCUGAUAGAGCAAAUGACAUUAAUGAAAGAGAAAAAUGACCCCCCUGUAUAUUCAAGAAAUGUUUCCCAGAUGAGCAAAUGUUACGUAGAAGAUCUUCAGAAGACAACACUUAAGACAAGUGAUACAAAUUAUAGAACGAUUCAGUCGAAACUCAACGAUAACCACUGUGUAGUUUUGUCGGCUACAGAUAAUGAGGGCCUUUCAAAAUGCAUUGCCUACUUGACAGAGGCAUUCCCAAGCUUUCUGACUGUGUCCCACAGAGACGAUAUCAUGCAUGCAAAACUGGGCAGCACAGGCGUAGUUGUGGUAAUUGACAUGGCGGGGAAAUAUGUGUUCGACAAGUUGAAAGCAAACCAAUGGUUGGAGACCUUCGACUUUAUGAAGCCAAUGGUGAAUGCAUUGGAUUUUUCAAAACGUGUUGGAAAUGAUUCCAUCAGGAGGUAUUGUAGAUGUUGACGUCCAGAACAUUAUCAAAACCGAACUCGGUAGACCGUCCAGCGUCAGCAUCCAGACCGACCCAAAACUGAUACACGUGGCGGACAUGAAACUGCAACUAAACAAGAACGAGCACGAGGAGAGAAUAACAAGCGGAAUGACUAUAGUGGAGGACAGAUAACUAGUGACCGCGGACAAGCG